Cataglyphis hispanica is the source of this 1463-nucleotide messenger RNA. RefSeq names its product venom serine protease 34-like. NCBI's taxonomy places the organism in Eukaryota, Metazoa, Arthropoda, Insecta, Hymenoptera, Formicidae. The record is from RefSeq and is a predicted model, not a curated record. The transcript has 8 exons. Gene Ontology annotation, molecular function: serine-type endopeptidase activity. Gene Ontology annotation, biological process: proteolysis. The coding region runs from base 81 to 1244 and encodes 387 amino acids.
AUUUCUACGAUAUUGCUCGUGGUUGUUUGUCAGAAAGAAGUUAACUUCUUAAGGUGCCAGAAUAUUUUAACAGAUGUACCAUGCAAGCAGUCAAGAUCUUAUUUGGCUUCCUGCUGCCGCUCUCGUUGCUAAAUGGAAUUGAAUCUGCCUGCAAUUACUUUCAAAAGUUAGAAGCUGGACAAACAUAUUAUGUGUAUAACCCUGGCUUUCCCUAUAACUAUAAAGGUGAAAAUCAUUGCACGUGGCAAAUGGAAAGUCCUUUUAAUGUCAAAAUAAAUUGCAGUGUUGAUAUGCCUGCGUUUGUUAAUGGUUGUACUCAAGAUACUCUUUCUAUCCAAAUUGCUGGAAAAAGUAUGGAGAAAUACUGUGGUUUUGGUUCAAUCAUUCUUGAAGGAAAAAAUCCGAUUAUAAAAUUGGACUCACCCUAUAAUACGCAAGGAGGUCGAUUUUUAUGCGAAAUUCGAGCAGAAAAUCCGUUUGAUGAAAAUAAUUGCAAAUGCGGUUGGAAGAAAGUAACUAGAAUUGUAGGUGGUAACGAAACUGGAAUAAAUGAAUAUCCUAUGAUGUGUGGACUCGUCGAUAGCACUAAUAAAAUAAUAUAUUGUGGUUGUACCAUAAUAUCUCAACAAUAUGUAGUGACAGCAGCUCAUUGUAUGGAGAAUAGAGAUAUCAAUACGAUUGGUGUUAUUGUUGGUGAACAUGAUGUAACCACAGGUAGAGAGACCAAUGCAACUAAAUUGUUCCGCGUGAAUAAAUGCACAAUGCAUCCUUAUUACAAAGACUUUCACAACGAUAUAGCUGUUUGUAAGAUUAGCGGAAACAUAACAUAUAGUGCUGAGGUUGGCCCAGUCUGCUUACCAUUUCAACAUAAGCGAGACACGUUCGGAGGUGCCAUUGUGGAUGUGUUGGGUUGGGGUUUGCUUGAAUUUGCUGGCGCCAAAUCGACUACGCUACAAAAAGUAAAAUUAAAUGUGAUAAAUCCUAUGAAAUGCCAAUAUUAUUAUCCUGACCUAACUGAUAAGAAUAUAUGUACUUAUACUCCGGGAAAGGAUUCUUGUCAGAUGGAUAGUGGUGGACCUAUCUUAUGGCAAAAUCCUACUACACUUAAUCUUGUAUUAGUUGGUAUUACAUCCACUGGUAUUGGUUGUGGUUCAAACGAACCUGGUAUCUCAACACGUACAGGAGCUUUUAUUGAUUGGAUAAUGUCUGUAACACCUGAUGUACAAUAUUGUAAAGUAGAAUGAGUUUUGCAUGGCUAAAAAGAAGAAUUGAUUUGUAGAAUUAUGGAUCUGUAUCACAUACUUUCUGCAUGUUUUUGCGAUUAUUUUAAAAUAUAUUUAUAAAUGUUUAUAACGGGCAUUAAAUAUCAAUUAUAGUAAAGAUAUUUAAUUAUACAAUUGCUCUGUGAUUGAAAUAUAAGGUUUCAAUUAAAAUUGUAUUUGUCAUAAUAAAACAUUAGCAAA